CCAAAAGGAGACGCAGCACCACAGACCACAACCCGCUCUACCCGAAAGAGUUUAAACUGCAGCAAUAUUCUCACAGAAAACCUGGGCAGCUUCUUCAGAGGUCUGACAGAGUCACAGGGGUCCCAUUGUUUCCAUUCCUCAAAACUUGGACAAAGGAGACUGACGUAUGGCGGCGUGGGACCUUUCAGUCAUAGUGGAGGACCUGGGGCCCGAUGCACCACCUGUCACCCUCAGUGUUACCUCUGACAUUCACAUUGGAGGGGUUAUACUCAAGCUGGUGGAAAAGACACAGAUCAAGCGUGAUUGGUCAGAUCACUCACUGUGGUGGGAGCAGAAACAGCGAUGGCUGCUGCGGACAACCUGGACUCUGGAGAAAUACGAGAUUCAUGCUGACGCCCGAUUGCUCUUCAUGCCUCAGCACAAACCCCUUAAACUGGGUCUGCCCAAUGGCAUUACCCUAAAUCUACGAGCCUGCUUCUCAAACCCUGUUUUUCAGACUGUAAUGGGCAUCUGCAGAAUGCUUAACAUUCGUCAUCCUGAGGAGCUCUCCCUCCUACGUCCUGUGGAGGAGAAGAAGAAAAAAAAAGAUAAAGAUUUGGCACAGGAGAUCUACGACCUGACCGAGGUGCCCCUUUCCUCGGUAUCACGCCCCUGUCUGUAUAACGGCAUGCCAGCUCACUUUGCCGACUCAGUGCAGAUGGAGGCCAUCUACAAAAUGUUGUCAGUCACUCAGCCUCCUCCCGCCCCCGAGGUCAUAGCUAAACAGUACCGCCCAGCUAGCGUGGUGGACAAGGCUCACAUCAAUGGCAGGUGGUUGGACUCAUCACGUUGUCUGAUGCAGCAGGGUAUCCAAGAAAAUGACCGACUCUGGCUGCGCUUUAAGUACUUUGCCUUCUAUGAUAUGGACCCCAAGUAUGAUGUUGUACGUCUGACCCAGGUGUAUGAGCAGGCCCGCUGGGCCAUCCUUCUGGAAGACAUUGACUGCACAGAGGAGGAGAUGAUGCUGUUUGGAGCUCUGCAGUACCACAUCAGUAAGGUGUCUGAGUCAGAGCCCCAGAUGCUGACCUCCAACGCAGCUAUGGAUGACCUGGAAUCCGCCUUGCAGUCACUGGAGGUCAAAAUGGAGGGACAGAGCAGCUCCGCAUCUGAACUACUGGAAAAUAUGACUGCACCCGAACUCAAUGACUAUUUGAAGAUAUUUAGGCCCAAGAGGCUGACUCUGAAGGGAUACAAGCAGUACUGGUUCAAGUUCCAGGAUACCUCCAUUUCUUAUUUCAAGAGCAAAGAAGAGAGCAUUGGAGAGCCCAUUCAACAGAUUAACCUCAAAGGAUGUGAGGUGGUUCCAGACGUUAACGUGGCAGCACAGAAGUUCCUUAUCAAACUCCUGAUACCAGCACCUGAGGGCAUGAAUGAAGUCUAUCUGCGCUGUGAGAAUGAGCAGCAGUAUGCUCAGUGGAUGGCUGGAUGUCGAUUGGCCUCCAAAGGCAAGAGUCUUGCAGACAGCAGUUACCAGAGCGAGAUCGAGAGCAUAAGUUCAUUCCUGGCUAUGCAAAAGACCAACUCCAGUUCCCAUAGCAACGCAGCUGCCAGCGAUGAGAGCAUCAAUCCUCAUAGUCUGGUGUCACCACGCUACCAUAAGAAGUACAAGCCUAAACAGCUGACCCCUCGUAUUCUGGACGCGUACCAGAAUGUCGCUCAGCUCCCACUGACAGAAGCAGUGAUGCGUUUCCUGCAGAUCUGGCAGGCUUUGCCUGACUUUGGGCUCUCAUACGUUGUUGUCAGGUUCAAGGGUAGUCGAAAGGACGAAGUGCUGGGCAUAGCCCCCACUCGUCUGAUCCGCAUAGACCUGGGUGUGGGCGAUGUAGUGAAGACCUGGCGCUAUAAUAACAUGAAGCAGUGGAACGUCAACUGGGACAUACGACAGGUUGCCAUUGAGUUUGAAGGAAACGUGAACAUUGCCUUCAGCUGUGUGACUGCUGACUGCAAAGUCGUCCAUGAGUUAAUUGGAGGCUACAUUUUCAUGUCAACACGCAGCCGGGAGAAAAGUGACGUACUCAAUGAGGAGCUCUUCCAUAAGCUGACCGGAGGCCAUGAAGCUCUCUAAGACUAUAACACAAGCAAACAAAAUAUUGGGUCUACCACAACUCACCGCAUCCCCCGUGUGUCUCACAAGUGGAUAACAUAUGUGACAGUAGACCUUAGUUUACAUUCAGUUGCCAAUACAUUAGAACAAAGGUCUCAGUAAGAUAUCCUAAUUAUUUUAGAAGUGUUACAACUCAGUUUAGAAGUCCUAUCAAGUAUUUAGCUUGUAUUUGUUUUCCACACGCUUACAUUGUUGUCUGCAAGCUACAUCAGUGUUAAACAUAACAUGUCCAGACAGAUGAAGACUCUAAUGGCCCACAUGCUGACUUCUUCACGCCUUCAUGAUGGACUGCUGUUGGUCCAGGCUGCAAGCCAAUUGGUCCAACAUCAACAGGCUUGAUAAUCAAUCCACUGAAAUGUAAAAUCAACAGCUGAAUCAGCCAACAAUGACUUGUCUUUUUUACCAGCUCAGUGUGACAUGAAUUGUAACCAGCAUUGCUCAGGAUGGAAGGGACAUCACAGGAAUAAAAAUAAAUGGCAACAUAAAUUAUGACACAAAAAUCUACGAAUAAAGAAAAAUUCACUUAAAAGAAAAAUAAAUCACCUCAUUUUCAUCUUUUCUGUAACCUUCAUGAUUGUCACACGUUGGAAUUUUCUGUUGUUUCAGGAAGCUUCCAAUCAGUUAUCUCCCCUCACAGAUGCUGUGUGUGUUUGCGUGUGUAUCCAUAUCUUAGAAGAAACUGUUACAACUGUCCGUUAAACCACAGUGUCUGUAUCCUCUGCUUUCCCACACUUAGUUAUGUGACAAGCCACACAUAGAGCAUUUCUUAAU
Messenger RNA from Melanotaenia boesemani (Boeseman's rainbowfish), 2914 nucleotides. RefSeq names its product FERM domain containing kindlin 3b (gene fermt3b). Gene Ontology annotation, biological process: integrin-mediated signaling pathway; regulation of cell-cell adhesion mediated by integrin; integrin activation. The coding region runs from base 167 to 2104 and encodes 645 amino acids. The transcript has 15 exons. Gene Ontology annotation, cellular component: cell-substrate junction. The record is from RefSeq and is a predicted model, not a curated record. Lineage: Eukaryota; Metazoa; Chordata; Actinopteri; Atheriniformes; Melanotaeniidae. Gene Ontology annotation, molecular function: integrin binding.